Molecule: messenger RNA, 1814 nt
Organism: Paramecium pentaurelia
Lineage: Eukaryota; Ciliophora; Oligohymenophorea; Peniculida; Parameciidae
Source: the annotation of a GenBank genome assembly
AUGGAGGAUUAGGACUAAAUGUUAUUAAAGAGCUUAUAACUAUAAGGAAUAUAGAUAUAAACACAAUCUCUUCCUUAAGUAAUACUUACUAUUAUUGAUAGUUAACAUGUGAAGAUUUGAUAUCUAUUUUCUUAUAAUUUUUUCAAUUGAGUGGAACUUAAGCUUUUGAAAUUAGCUCAAUUAAAUCAAUCAAGAGUUCAUUUAGAAGAGUAGGUAAAAUUCAAGAGAUGCUUUAUCCAAUUGGUAUUAGAAUUGAUAUUCAAUCAAUUGUAAAUCCUAACCCAUAAGAAUCAAGAAAGAUUAUAGUAAGUUUGCUUUCGAAAUUGAGUUAAUCAAAUAAAAAAGAAACUGGAGCUAAACAUCUUACAUUUGAAGAGAGAUUAUAAGAAGAGAAAGCUAAUUAUAGGACAAAUCAAAUAUAGAAUUUCUUUCAAGAAUGGGUUAAUCCAUCAUUAUGUGCUUUUCCAGAAGUUGAACAAAGAUUUCUUAGAUUGCAUGUGCUCAAUAUUAUAAAGAAAGAACCAUUAAUUAAAUAAGUAGCCAAUAAAGGAGUAAGAAAAUAUUUAUAUCACUCAAUUGUUAGAGUUAUGGAUCAUCAUUUAUAAAAGAAAGAAGUUGAUUAACCAUUAUAAGAGAGAUUAUAAUUAAUAAAGAAAAUGAGGAGAUCUGAUGAUCCUGAAGCUGUUUUAGGUUAAUUUAAGGGGUAGUUCUAAGCUGAAGCUGAAAAGAAUGAUUGGGAAGAUAUUUAGAAAGGAAAUCGUUAAUUAAAGAGAGCUAUUAAAUAAUUAAAAGAAGAAGAUAAGGAAGAAGAAUAAGCAAGAAAAUAAAAAGAAGAUGAAAAUUAAGGUUUAUUUAAUUUAGAAAUAUAAUUCUAAGAAGAGGUAAAAGAGAUCUAAUAAGAAAUAUAAGAUACUUAAGAAGCAAAAUCAGAGAUUAGUGCAUUACUUGAAGAUAUCUAGACUAAAUUGAUAGAGCAAUAAAAAAAUUAUGAUAAAUUAUAAAAAAAGAGAUAAAAAUUGGAAGAUAUAAAUUAGAAAUAAUAAGAUAUUUAUUCAUAAUUGUAAUCUGAUAAUAAGGAUAAAUAAUAAGAAUUAGAAAGUGCUCAUUCUAUAUUAUAAUAAAUUGAAUCAAAAAAAGGUAAUGAUCCAGAAAUACAAUAACUUGAAUAAGAAAUUGAAAAUAUUAGAAUUGAAUGGGAAAAAGAGAAAAUUUUAUAAUAAAAUGAUGCUGAUGAAUUGGCUUAACAAGUUUAGGAUCGUAAAUUAAAACUUGAAUAGAUUUAAGAUAAAAUGAGAAGAUUGUAAGAAGAGAAUUAAAUGAUCAGAAAUUAGGGAAGAGUUAAUUUGGAAUAUAAAGAGAAAUUAUUAGUUGAUCUUUAAAAUUAACCUAAAGAAAUUGCUAGAAAUCAAUAUAUUAAAAAAAUUGUGGAUUUGAAAAAUCAAUUAGAAAAAUAGAAAACAGAAUAUUUAAAAUAAGCUAAAGAAUUAUCUUAAUUAGAAGAUUCAUUAUAAUUUUAAGAUAAUAUGAUUAAUAGAUAUUGUAUUGAAAUUGAGAAUCUUAUUAAUUAAGAUCCUAAGAAAUCUGAAACAGUUGUUAAAUAGAUAUAAAAAUAAUAUUAAGAUUAUAAAAUUGUUUAUAAAUAAAGUGCUGAAUUAAUGCGUAAUAUUGGAGAAAAGAGAAUUUAAAUAUAUGAUACAGAAUUAAAAAUGGAAGAUAUUUUACUUAAAGGAUACAAAAAGAAUGUUGAAAAACUUAGAUAAGAUUUAACUGAUAUUUAAGCAGAAAAUAAAAAUCUUGAAAAAUAGAAAAGAUGA